Molecule: messenger RNA, 394 nt
Organism: Nicotiana attenuata
Lineage: Eukaryota; Viridiplantae; Streptophyta; Magnoliopsida; Solanales; Solanaceae
Product: 3-ketoacyl-CoA synthase 6-like
Exons: 1
Biological process (GO): fatty acid biosynthetic process
Cellular component (GO): membrane
Molecular function (GO): acyltransferase activity, transferring groups other than amino-acyl groups
Source: RefSeq, a predicted model, not a curated record
AUGCUUGAACGCUCUGGGGUCAGUGAAGAAACCGCUCUACCACCAGCCCUCCAUUAUAUUCCACCAACACCAACUAUGGUUUUGGCUAGAGAAGAAGCUGAAAUUGUUAUUUUUUCCGUCAUGGAUUCGCUUUUGGAAAAAACGGGAUUAAACCCUAAGGAUAUUGAUAUUCUUAUUGUAAAUUGUAGCCACUUUUCGCCAACUCCUUCCCUUUCAGCUAUGGUGAUUAAUAAGUACAAACUCAGGAGUAAUAUAAAGAGUUUUAAUUUAUCUGUAAUGGGAUGCAGUGCAGGAGUCAUAUCCAUUGAUUUAGCUCGUGAUCUUCUUCAACAUUACCCUAAUUCAAAUGUUGUGGUCAUUAGCACCGAGAUUAUCACCCCGAAUAGCUAUCUAG